Messenger RNA from Hordeum vulgare subsp. vulgare (domesticated barley), 2105 nucleotides. RefSeq names its product putative pectinesterase 63. The transcript has 6 exons. Lineage: Eukaryota; Viridiplantae; Streptophyta; Magnoliopsida; Poales; Poaceae. Bases 397 to 1707 code for a protein of 436 amino acids. The record is from RefSeq and is a predicted model, not a curated record. Gene Ontology annotation, molecular function: pectinesterase activity. Gene Ontology annotation, biological process: cell wall modification.
GUCCCCCGCAUGCAGCAGUUGAUACGUGUCUUAUGGACCACACAACACAUAACCAUGUUUCCAGAAAAUCUCACGCAUCUUAUCUGCACCCGCCGCCUUCUUCCCUCGUCGUCCACAUGUUGGUCCAGCCGCUGUCAUGGCCAGGCCAGCGCGGCGGCGCGCACCGGACCACCACCACCAACACACGCUGCUGCAUCUCCUUCCACCUCUCCCUACCACACCUAAUCUGACAUUCGCCCUCCUCUAUACAACCCGCCCGGUUCACUCCACCGUCGGCCAUGGCAGGGCCCCGCACCACCGCCGGAGCUCCAAUACUUGUCGUCCACCUAGCGGCCACAUCGCAUCCCUGCCGGCCGGAUCGAUGGAUCCGAAGAAACACGCGUCGUUCUUCGCAACAUGACCAACAUCAACAUGGUUGAGGCCCUCCAGUCCCUCUCCUCGGUGGACGGGAUCCACCAGAUCGGCACCACGCUCGGCCUCCCGACCCCAGGCAAGCCGACGAUGAAGUCGGUCCUCAGGGCCACGCCGGCGGCUGGGGAGGACCAGCGGCAGCAGAACCAGCAAAACACCUUCAACAUCGGUGGUGGGGCCAAAAAGCCGAUCCCCGGUGGUGGCGCGGCCGUUGGAGGCGGCGACCCCUUUGACCAGUUCAUCGCCAAGAACGUCCAACACUUUGCCGUCACUGAGCAGAUCUACGCUAGCAAGGCCCAGGCCACCGGUGGCAAGCAGCUCGACGCGGAGUUGUCGGCGGCCGAGGCCAGCACGGUGAGGUAUGUUGUGAGCCCCGACGGUAAGGGAAAUUACAAGACCAUCACCGAAGCGAUCAAUGCCGUGCCAGAGAAGAACAAGAAGAGGAUCAUCUUAGACAUCAAGCCCGGCACCUACAAGGAGAAGCUGGUAAUCCCGAUGUGGAAGCCGUUCAUCACGUUUGUGGGCAACGCGAAGAACCCGCCGAUCAUCAUGUGGGCCGACACGGCAGGGACGAAAGGCAAGGACAGCAAACCCAUCGGCACCCUCGCCAGCGCCACCCUGGCCGUCGAGGCCGACUACUUCUCAGCCUGCGGCAUCGUAAUCAAGAACAACGCACCAUUGGCAAAGCCGGGCGAAGAGGGCGGACAGGCGGUGGCGCUGCGGCUGUUCGGCACCAAGGCCGCCUUCUACAACUGCACCAUUGACGGCGGGCAGGACACGCUGUACGACCACAAGGGCCUCCACUACUUUAAGAAUUGUAUCAUCCGAGGGAGCGUCGACUUCAUCUUCGGCUUCGGGAGGUCCCUCUACACGGACUGCACGAUCUUUUCGGUGACCAAGGAGAUUGCGAUCCUGACGGCGCAGCAGCGGACCAAGAACAUCGACGACAAGGAUGCCAUCGAGAGCGGGUUCUCGUUCGUGAGGUGCAGCAUCUCCGGAAUGGGCCAGAUCUACCUGGGGAGGGCGUGGGGGGACUCGUCGCGGGUGGUCUACUCCUUCACGGACAUGAGCAAGGAGGUGGUGCCCGUCGGCUGGGACAAAUGGAACGUCGAGAAGCCAGACCGGAGGGGCGGCGUGUUCUACGGGGAGUACAAGUGCAGCGGGCCUGGGGCCAUGUCCAACGAGAGGAUCGGGUGGGCUCGGGUGCUCAACGACGAGCAGGCGAGGCCCUUCACCGGCUCGCACUUCGUCUACGGCAACUCCUGGAUCCUACCCCCGGCCAAAAGCAACUUCUAGCUUGCUCAGAAAAGCAACUACUAGAGCUAUUUUUGUCACCAACUCGUUUAUCCGAGACCUCCGUUUGCGGAGGUUACGCGGCGAUAGCAAAAGCCUGUACAAUUGGCUUUAAGGAAGGUCUGUAAUGAAAUGUGUAAGAGCAUCUCCAACACAUGAUUUAAUAUAGGCAACAACCCAUUAGAGUGUUUUUUAAAGCUACGUACGGUUAGCUGAUACUAAAAAAAUUAUGGCAUCUUCAUAUUUAUGCCCUCACGUGUGCAGUGACCACUGUUGUAUAUAUUGAUUAUUAGGAAAUAUGAGAUAGCUAGGAUUUGUUCUACCUUUCUUUAUACUCCAAGUUGAUCAUUGUACUCCUAUAUAUGCCCGUGAGGUUCAAACAAUACAACAACUAUUCCACC